Oikopleura dioica is the source of this 864-nucleotide messenger RNA. The record is from the annotation of a GenBank genome assembly. Lineage: Eukaryota; Metazoa; Chordata; Appendicularia; Copelata; Oikopleuridae.
AUGGCGAAGACUGAAAAGUACGUCGACUUCAGGAAGAUUAUGAUGGCUGAAACUGGAUUGAAACCGUACACAUCCCGGAUAUCCUCGGCAAUACCAGAAAUCAAGAAGAGCACGACAUUCACCACUUCCUAUUCAAUUCCCCAGGAGGGCAGCCUAUCAAGAAUCUCUUCCAGCGAAGGAACGUUUUCUGUGACGAGCUUCCCAUCUAUCGACAGCUGCGCCUCUUCGGUAUCUUCCGACGAUAAUUCUCCACACGUUAGAGGUAUUCUUAAAACAGGUAAAAAGUGUACAAAGAUGCACAAACGCUCGCUCCUCCACUCCUUCGAACGACCACGAAGAAAUAUCGACAGUUUCGUGAAAAAUAUUCUCAACGCACCGUCGCCAAAAGAUUCAGGCGUUUCUGAGGGUUCAUCAAGCGAAGAAGAAAAUGAUCGAAGAGGACGAUCUAAAAAUGGAAGAAACAGAACUGCGACGCAUUCUGUUGAAUCCAUGUCCAGAAAGUUCAGGUCUUUCAGCUUAGACAGAGAUCGAUUAACCAAAAACUCAAUGAGCACCUUCUGUCCCGACAAAUUCUGUGACAACCGCUCUCAAACAUCAUCUGACGAAAAAAUCAGCGUCAAGUCCGAUCUUCUCGGCUACAGAGGCGACCUCAAAGUCGGCCCCAGGACGGCUCCAUCAAAACGAAAACAGACGCACAUCCACCUCUCGAACCGUUACGGCAACCUCCUGCGCGAGUUCGACAGAAACCAGAAAAGCACCGUCCGCCGAGUUGAAAACAUUUUCGACAAGUGCCACCGCGACAUCAGCCUAGCCCUGAUCGACAUGAAAAUUGACCUUGCUUACUCAACAUUCAAAACCCGCUGA